Messenger RNA from Gracilinanus agilis (Agile Gracile Mouse Opossum), 1056 nucleotides. RefSeq names its product purinergic receptor P2Y11 (gene P2RY11). NCBI's taxonomy places the organism in Eukaryota, Metazoa, Chordata, Mammalia, Didelphimorphia, Didelphidae. Gene Ontology annotation, cellular component: plasma membrane. The record is from RefSeq and is a predicted model, not a curated record. Bases 1 to 1056 code for a protein of 351 amino acids. The transcript has a single exon. Gene Ontology annotation, biological process: G protein-coupled receptor signaling pathway; calcium-mediated signaling; cellular response to ATP. Gene Ontology annotation, molecular function: neurotransmitter receptor activity; G protein-coupled ATP receptor activity.
AUGACCCAAGCACCUAACAGCACCUGCUUGCCGGGUAUCUUGGUGAGGGCUAGCAGCACCCUGAACCACUACCAGCACUACCUGUGGCCUGUGCUGACAGUUGAGUUUCUCGUGGCCGUGGUAGGCAAUGGCCUGGUCCUGUAUCGGUUCAGUUCCCAAGAACAGCGCCCCUGGCAUCCGGCCAUCGUCUUCUCAGCCCAGCUGGCCGUCAGUGACUUUCUCUACGCUCUCACCCUGCCUCCCCUGGUUUUCUAUUUAUAUCCCCCCAAACACUGGAGUUUUGGGGAGGCUGCCUGUCUGCUAGAGCGCUUCCUCUUUAACUGUAACCUCUACAGUGGCAUUUUUUUUAUCACUUGCAUAAGCCUCAACCGAUAUAUAGGCAUUGUCCACCCCUUCUUUGCCCAUGGCCAUGUGCGACCGAAGCAUGCCUGGGCAAUCAGCUUGGUUGGCUGGGGCCUUGUGGCUGCCCUGGCAGCACCUACCCUCAAGUUCUCACACCUUGUCUUGCCCGAAAAUGGCACAGAGGCACAUUGCCAUGUGAAUCAGACUGAGUCCUGUACUAAAUGCCUGGGAACUGCUGGAAAUGACCAUCUGCCUGACUACUGGGUCUACAGCCUGGUACUGGCAGUGCUGGGCUGCGGCCUACCCUUCCUGCUCACUCUCCUGGCCUACGGUGCCAUUUGCCAGGCCAUCCUUACCAACCCCAAUAUAACAAGGCCAGAGAAACUUAAGGUGGGAAUGCUAGUAGUGGGCGGGGUAGUCCUCUAUGCUGUGUCCUACAUCCCAUAUCACAUCAUGCUUGUCCUCAACAUCCGGGCCCGCCGCCAUUGGCUGGAACACUGCAGCAGCUUCUUAAAUGAGCUCCAGGCUGAGGCUGCUCUGGACAUUGGUUUGUACCUUGGCUACCAGGCAAGCAGGGUGCUUGUGCCUCUGGCCAUCUGCCUCCACCCAUUGCUCUAUACAGCUGUGGCCUCAAGCCUUCGAUGUUCAAGACUAUGUGGGGGGCCCAAGAAUGGAGAAACAUCCCUAAGGCAAAUAAGCUCUGCUAAAUCUUGA